UACCUGUGUCUAUCUGAAGGAGGUAAACAAAGUUCACCCCCAACGACUGAUCACAUGUGAAUAUCCUGGUUAUCUCGACGGAAAGGGGAAUAAAAUUGAAAUUCGACAAAUACGAUAUGGAUCAUUGAGAAUAUAUGAAGUUAAGCCUAUAGGACCAUCUCGUUUGGGUCAAACAAUGGUACAGAAUUGUACGGAUCUGGAACCAAUUUCCAAAGUUUUAGACGGCAACAUGGACACAUUUUACCAUUCAAAGGAAAAUGACCAGGCCUCUUGGUUCCUUAAACUGGAUAAAAACUAUGUGAUGAAAUGGAUACUAUUAUCAAUCAGGGGAGGAUACUAUGAAUUACACAUUAAAGAUGGUGACGUAAGAACCAGUUCGUCUACACUGUGUCGGAAUUUCAGUUUUACCGGACCAAAUGAAUUAAAACAAAACAACAAAGCCUUGGAAUGUAACAGAGAAAUGACAGGGAAUUCAGUUGUAAUAAUAAGGACAGAUGGUGGACCAUUGAGGCUGUUUGAAGUGUACCCCAUCAUUUGUCCAGAAAAACAUUACGGACCAAACUGCGCAAAAUGCAGGAUGGAGUGUAUAUCCUGUAGUCCUAUCACUGGUGUAUGUUACCGAUGUAAUGACGGGUUCUAUGGUGAUUUCUGUCAACACACAUGUCUAGAAAAGUGUUUGAACUCGAUGUGUGACCAGAUGACAGGUGAAUGUAAAGGCUGGAAAACAGAACUUACUACACACAGCACCAUUUAUGUCAAAGAUGCACCUGUUACCAAGGAAAUGGGCAUCAUACAAGAUUGGAAAAGAGAAAGUGUUACACACAGCACCUUCUCUGACGACGAGACACCUAUCACUAAGAAAAUGGACGUCACACACGAAAUGUUCUCAGAAAGAACACCACAACAUUGUGAUCGUUCUUGCAUCGCCUGCAUUCCAGCGGUUCAAGUCUGCCUACUCUGUACCAUGCAUCAGCUGCUUUACAGAUGUAGGUAUGAAUGCAAUGCGCUUUGUUCCGGAGAAACUUGUCAUGAUCUAGAGGAAAACUGCACUAGGAACAUUGUGGAGAACGACUUCCUUGAUUGUAGUAAGAUUUGUACGAGGCUCACAAACUGUUUCCUCUAA
Messenger RNA from Ostrea edulis (European flat oyster), 1123 nucleotides. RefSeq lists its product as uncharacterized. The transcript is spliced from 6 exons. The record is from RefSeq and is a predicted model, not a curated record. The coding region runs from base 176 to 1123 and encodes 315 amino acids. NCBI's taxonomy places the organism in Eukaryota, Metazoa, Mollusca, Bivalvia, Ostreida, Ostreidae.